GAUAAAAAUUCAGCAUUCAAAAUACUAAUUUUGGUGCGGGCUUAUCUAAGUGUUAGUGUCGAACUUGGGAUCACUACUUUUUGCUCCAAUUCCUGCAUACGAACCUGUGCGGAGUGAUAUUCUUUGUAACCGAAAUUCCACCACAGAAGUAAUGGGGUUGCUCUAUUUUUUUGAAUCUACUGCGAAGCUCAAUGAACAGGGAUAUGUUCAUUCGUGUCUUUCUCUCUAUAAUGCUCUCAAGGGCUCGCGCUCGCUAUCCAUCAGAGAGAUUUGGAAGAUUCCUGGCGAACACAAACUGAUAGGAGUCAUCAGUGUGGAUUCGCCAGGAGAGCUGGAUUCUUGGGUUGCGUCUUCUUAUGAACACUUAGUAAACGGAAUCUCUACUGUGUUCACCCCAUUGAGACCUUAUGAAGAUUUUGCCGCCAAUGUUGGAGACUGGCUGGAGGAAGAUACCAAUAUCAGUCUUGUGCAUUGUGUACCAAAAAAUGGUCUACAUUACUUUCUCACUUUUACAGUGGAAUAUGAAGGCAUGACUCAAGAAGACCUCUUCAAAGUCUGGUUUGAAGAAGGGAAAGCUGCUUUAGGAGCGAAGAAAUCUGGAAUUGUAAGGGACUUGUGGAAAGUGGUAGCACAACGAAAGGUUUUUGCCAUUGUGUGUGUUGAAAAACCAGGAGAUUUGGACAAGAUAUCAUUUGAAUUGCCUGUCAUGAAAAAGAUGGGUGACAAAGUCCAGAUCACAUGCAAGUCUAUUCGCCAGGCUGACGACUGGAUUAGAGAAGUCAGGGAAAUAGAGAAAGAACAAUUUCGAAUGUCUUCCUCGCGGCUAAGUACUGCGGAAAACAGAUAACUAAUCUGAAAAUAUGUGUUUCAUGACAUAGAUUUUUUGGAUCAAUAUCAGUAUCUAGGCAACUGCCCACCUACCCCUCCCCUAACCCAACAUUAACCCUAACUUAUUAUCAAUAGACUGUUGUUGCAUGUUGGGUUAGGGCAGGGGUAGGUGGGCAGUUGCCCAGAUUAUUUUUUUUACCCCAUUCAUAUUUGGCUUAUUCCGGCACAAUGAUCUUUCCUUCCUCUGAUUAAUUUGAAAACUCCGCUGUUCUAACAAAUAUGAUUUAUUUGAUUCAAAGAAUAAAUUAAACUGAAUGAUUCAA
Messenger RNA from Pocillopora verrucosa, 1151 nucleotides. RefSeq lists its product as uncharacterized. Lineage: Eukaryota; Metazoa; Cnidaria; Anthozoa; Scleractinia; Pocilloporidae. The record is from RefSeq and is a predicted model, not a curated record.